GAGCAAGGAGCGAGGAGGCGAAAGAGGGAGACAUGGAGGCUAAUUGUAGUAGUAGUAGCAGUGCGACCCAAAAGGCUUCGUCAAUUAGGUGGGGCAUUCUUCGACGCGCCCUUCUUCGUCGUCCUUCACCCUCUACAGAUGAACAAUCUGAAAUGAGUAUCAGGCGUAUAUCUAGGAAGACGAAUCACGGGUUCAACUUGAUACCAUACCAUCUGGUAGAAAGCCACAACGAAGAAAAUUCAGAUUCUUUCUCAAAAGCAAAUCACUUGGGCAGUAGCUCUAGAGACAUCCGCAUUUGCUAUACAUUGCCAAUUGAUAGUGCUCCCAAAAUUUUUCUUAAUCAGAGAGUGGACGAUCGGGCUGACCUACAUGAUUUUGAGAUCUGUAACAGAUUUAAUAUUGACAACACAGGACUUGUUUGUCAUUGGCCGUCAGAGGAUGUUCUUGCUUAUUACUGCAUGGUGCACACAGAAAAUUUCAGGUUUCUUGCACAAUAUCAUAUUUCUAUUCGGUGCUUGACAACUCAACCGCUGUUUCUCAGGUCUAAAAAAGUCAUUGAACUUGGAUCAGGCUACGGUCUAGCUGGCUUAGUUAUGGCAGUGGUCACUGAAGCAUUAGAAGUUGUGAUAUCAGAUGGAAACCCUCAAGUAGUUGAUUAUAUUCAGUGUAACAUAAAGGCUAAUUCCACCACAUUUGGUGGUACAAGAGUGAAGUCUAUGAUGCUGCAUUGGAAUCAAGAAGAAAUCUCAGAUAUCUCCAACACAUUUGAUGUCAUUGUUGCAAGUGACUGUACUUUCUUUAAGGAAUUCCACAAAGGCCUUGUUCAAACUGUCAAUUUUUUGCUAAAAAAUGAGGGGCCCUCUGAAGCCAUAUUUUUCAGUCCCAAACGGGGUGACUCAUUGGAUGAAUUUCUACUGGAAGUUAAAGAGAGUGGCUUGCAUUUCGGCAUAACUGAGAUUUAUGACCCAGAGGUUUGGAGGCGACAUCAGGCAUUCGUUAACAGUGAUGACUCCUGGCCCAACUAUGAGAAGGAUCACUGUUACCCUUUAUUAAUCAGAAUUACGCGUUGAAUUUUCAGACUCUAUUUAAUCUUUUUUGUCCAUGAUCCAGGUAGUUAAAGAUUUAUCUCUAUAACUUACUAUUUCUUCUAUAACAUAAUCGGUUUAUCCAUGUGAUAGGCACUGGUCUUAUUCUACUUUCUAGGACAUAAGAAUUCUUAAGUAAAGACACAUGGGCUACUAGUUGCAUCUUUUUGCCUAAUCUGUCAUGGGGUCCCAGAAAAUCUUACACUGCACAUUGUUGUCCACUAAUUUCCAUUGGUCCUCAUGGAUUUAGUAUUGGCCACUUAGAUAGGAAAGCAUUCAUUUAUCGUUUUUGUUUGAUCUUACAUCUUAGUGAUA
Ilex paraguariensis (yerba mate) is the source of this 1400-nucleotide messenger RNA. Lineage: Eukaryota; Viridiplantae; Streptophyta; Magnoliopsida; Aquifoliales; Aquifoliaceae. The record is from the annotation of a GenBank genome assembly.